Messenger RNA from Perognathus longimembris pacificus (Pacific pocket mouse), 3111 nucleotides. RefSeq names its product solute carrier family 19 member 3 (gene Slc19a3). The transcript has 5 exons. Gene Ontology annotation, cellular component: plasma membrane. Gene Ontology annotation, biological process: transmembrane transport; vitamin transport. Bases 603 to 2075 code for a protein of 490 amino acids. Lineage: Eukaryota; Metazoa; Chordata; Mammalia; Rodentia; Heteromyidae. Gene Ontology annotation, molecular function: thiamine transmembrane transporter activity. The record is from RefSeq and is a predicted model, not a curated record.
GGUUGUCAGUAGGUUAACAGUCACAGUAAAGGCAGAAACAGGGUGGAAGAAAGGAUCUGAUGGGAGUUAGGGGGAACUUGAUUCAAAUUGUGGCCAUGUGGUUUUAACCAACUCUUGGAUCUCCUAUAUAUUCACCUGGGGGCUAUAGUUAUUACAAAGCUUCAGUUCUAAAAUAAAAUAUGAAUAUAAAAAACAAAUGAAUGUAAUUUCAUGUACUAAAGACUUAGGAGUCAGUGCCAAAUGCAGUGGGCAGAUAAUAGAAGUUUGAUGACUCCAGUCUGUGUACAGGAAGUACUUUACCACCUACGUGAACACUACUAAUCCAUUGGCUAAUAUUUCACUUUGCCCAAGCAUACUUUGGCCCAUUGCUUAUCAUUCAUUAGUAACUACUUAUAAUUAUGCUUGUAAUGGAAAAUGUUAAUAAAAAGAUGUGACUUCCUCCUACAUAAAGGAAGUAAGUCCAUUGACCAAGGAAGGUGCAGCUGGCUGGCUCCCCUCAGGAAUAUCUGUGAGUAGUCAAAUAAAAUAUUAUCCUUUCAUAAAACAGGUAGAAAUAAUCAAAACAUCACAGCACUGUUUGCUUCCUUUCCAGUUGAUCAGCCAUGGGUUGUUUCCAGACUUCACCGAGCAAUUCCUGGGUUUAUCCGACGGUGAUCCUCUGCCUAUUUGGCUUCUUCUCCAUGAUGAGGCCUUCAGAGCCCUUCUUGAUCCCAUAUCUGUCUGAACCAAGUAAAAACCUGACCAAUACACAGAUCACCAACGAGGUCCUCCCUGUUUGGACCUACUCCUACCUGGUGCUGCUCCUCCCUGUGUUCAUCCUCACGGAUUACGCCCGCUACAAGCCGGUCAUCAUCCUUCAAGGGGUGAGCUUCGUCGCCACCUGGCUGCUGCUCUUGUUUGGCCAAGGAGUGAAGGCCAUGCAGGUGGUAGAGUUUGUCUUUGGGAUGGUCUCGGCCACCGAGGUGGCCUACUACGCCUACAUCUACAGCAUGGUCAGCCCGGAGCACUACCAGAAGGUGAGCGGCUACUGUCGGAGCGUCACGCUGGUGGCCUACACCGCGGCCUCCGUGCUGGCCCAGCUCUUGGUGUCCCUGGCACACGUGUCGUACUUUUACCUGAAUGUCAUUUCCUUGACCUCUGUCUCCAUGGCCCUCUUAGUCUCCCUUUUUCUACCGAUGCCAAAGAAGAGCAUGUUUUUCCAUGCAAAACCCAACAAAGAAGCUCUGGAAAAGCCACCGGGACAGGAUGCUGACCUCCAGGGAGCUCAGGAGGGCCGCAAAGCCCCGCUCCAGGAGCCAGUCACUGCUGCCGGUUAUCAGGAGAGCAGCCAGCAGGGCCACCCGAAGCCCAGAAACGCCGUCCUGAGAAACCUGAUGCAGUGGUUCCAGGAUCUGAAGGAAUGCUACUCCUCCAAGCGCCUUUUCUACUGGUCCCUGUGGUGGGCGUUGGCCACAGCGGGUUUUAACCAGAUCUUGAACUAUGUUCAAGUCCUGUGGGAUGACAAGGCCCCGUCUCAGGACUCUUCCAUCUACAAUGGGGCAGUGGAAGCUAUCGCCACAUUUGGAGGGGCCAUGGCUGCCUUGGCAGUGAGCUACGUGGACAUCAACUGGGAUCUCCUGGGAGAGCUGGCUCUGGCCAUCUUCUCGGUUGUCAACGCAGGCGCUCUGUUUCUCAUGCAUUACACACUCAGCAUCUGGCUGUGCUAUGCCGGCUAUUUGGUAUUCAAGUCCAGCUACAUGCUUCUUAUAACCAUAGCCGUGUUUCAGAUUGCCAUCAACCUCAGUGUGGAACGCUAUGCCCUGGUGUUCGGGAUAAACACCUUCCUUGCCUUGGUGAUUCAGACCAUCAUGACAGUGAUUGUGGUAGACCAGAGAGGGCUCAACCUGCCCGUCCGCAUCCAGUUUUUAGUUUAUGGGAGUUACUUUGCCGUCAUCGCUGGCAUUUUCCUGAUGAGGAGCGUGUAUGUGCUCUACACCGCCAGAUGGCAAAAGGAAGCCCAAAGCCCGGCCACAGCUCAGAGCCCCACGGAGCCCCACUCGAGGGAGUCAAGUCACACCUUGUCCACAAAGCUCUGACGCAGUCCCGUCAACCACGGUGCUUUGCAGAGGCGGGCGAUGGGAAGGACGAGACCUGAGACCACAGCCGGGUGGACUCUGCCAAAUGUCCGCUCGCUCUGCAAGUCCGGCUUCCAAUGCAAAACCACAACCAAACCUCAGGCCCGAAGUCGAUGUCUACGUGCCCAGCUGAGCCAGAUGAAUCAGUAGGGCCCAUCUCAUUUACACAACACACGUGGAGACCCCCCACAGACAGCAGUGAGCUGGAAAAUUCUAGUUUUGAUCACUUGGAAGGACAAGCAAAUGGCAAAGGGAACAAGCCACAAGCCAACUCCAGCCAUCCUGCAGGUCCAUUCUCCACCAGUGAGAAGAGGAUGUUAUAGGAUCUACAUAGGCAACACUAGGGAGAUGCUUUAUCACAAGUGCCAUUCCUCUUCCUCUUCUGGUGGGUUUUCCACUGUAACUCACAGUUUCUCUGAGAGAAGGACAAGCGUUGGUCCCAUUUCUAGGGGGUCCUCUUUGGUCUAAUUGCACUGUUAGAUGCCAAGCUACGAUUUGAUCAUCUGAUCACACUUUUGUGUGUGUGACAGCUUUUCUUUCUGUGCUGUGGUGCUGAAGCUCUACCUCAGGAAUAGUUCCAGGUGCUCCUGUGUGUCUACAAUUCACAUCCCGGUGGACGGAGAGAGGCCGAAGACCUUGUUCCCUCCAUCACCCCAGAGAGGCAUUGUAAUGCUAUGUCUAUCUGCUUGAUAGCUUUUAUUUUAAAAAAAAGAACACAUUAGAAGGAAUUUCCAGAAUUGUGAACAGGGUUUAUAAGAAAACACAUAAGGGAAUUAAAUCUAUUUUUUUAUAUUGGAGACUAAACCCAAGGCCAUAUGCAUGCUAGGCAAGCUCUUAAGAGUUCAAGAUUAUGAUGGAAUUCUGCUGAAAGCUUACCUGAACAUACCUGCAGACUACCAUCUACCAUGGGAAAUAAAAAAUAAUGGUCUAAGAUUUGUAUUUCCAAGAUACUUCAAUCCCAAAUUCAUUCACCAAAUUGAAUUUCUUUUAAAAGCCC